This is a messenger RNA of Etheostoma cragini (Arkansas darter), 1008 nucleotides long. Its product is annotated as diamine acetyltransferase 1-like. Gene Ontology annotation, molecular function: N-acetyltransferase activity. The record is from RefSeq and is a predicted model, not a curated record. The transcript is spliced from 6 exons. NCBI's taxonomy places the organism in Eukaryota, Metazoa, Chordata, Actinopteri, Perciformes, Percidae. The coding region runs from base 206 to 721 and encodes 171 amino acids.
CGAGGUAAACAAAGGGGGCUUCAGAUGAACGGCAGCGACCCAGCCGAGGGUGAUAUCUACUGGAUGAUCUUGUCUCGACAAACGCGUCCGGACCAGAGGCUGACUGUGGGGAAAAGGCCACUCUGAAGCGAAUGAAGAAACUUCUAAUCUUUCACUUCACAUACAGAGGACUUCUAACGAGAGGAAAAAAGAGUAAAAGAAGAAAAUGGAGUAUAAAUUACGAAAGGCUGAACCCAGGGACGUGUCUGAUAUACUACGACUGGUGAAGGAGCUCGCCAAAUACGAAGAGAUGGAGCACCAGGUGACACUGACUGAAAAAGAACUCCUUGAGGAUGGAUUUGGUGACACCCCGUUUUACCAUUGCAUCAUCGCUGAAAUCCAAGGAGAGACCAGCAGUGACGAUCCAAAGGUGGUCGGGUUUGUCAUGUACUACUUCACUUAUGACCCCUGGGUCGGCAAACAGCUCUACCUGGAGGAGUUCUACGUGAUGGAUCAGUACAGAGGACUGGGCAUCGGCUCGGAGCUCCUGCGCCACAUCAGUGACCUGGCGAUGAAGACGCGCUGCACCGGCAUGAUGUUCGUGGUGGCGGAGAACAACGAGCCGUCCGUCCAGUUCUACAAGCGGCGCGGCGCCGAGGACCUCUCUCAGGAGGAGGGCUGGAGGCUCUUCAGGUUCGACAAGAACAGCCUGGUCAAGAUGGGCACCCCGUCCGAGGAGUGAAGGCGGUCCGGCUCGCACCAGGAGGGGCGGGAGACCCGGGAGUCCGAGCUGAGGUCGGAGGGCGUGGCUGCUGUUCCUGACGAGUCAUGUAAUUGAAUCUGAUUUUUGGCGCCACUGUAGCUCUCGUGGGUGAGAGGACGCGGUGGCGGCGUCGCAGCAGCCCGCUCGGGACUCGGUCGGCCUCUCGGUCUUCUCUCCGGUCAGACGAAGACGUUCGGCUUUUCAAAAAGGGGAAAUUGUGUAUCGCGGUAAUCUGUUUCUGCACGUAGUUAAAACGUUAUAAGCUU